AACUUUCCUAAAAGACUAUUGUAACUCUUUCUUUUCUUGAUUUACAUGUUAUACACUAUUAUUUUCUCAACAUAUUAAUUUUUGAAAUUUUUAACCUUAAUUCCUUUGUCUUUAGCCUCCCAACAAAAGUUGGUUAGCUCUGCCCCUGGCUGGAUUACUUCAUAAUUACUUGAACUGUAAUUCUGUUACAGCUUAUGCGCAUUUCUGCAAGAUUUAACAGUAUCUUCUUGCCACUUGUUAUUUUAUUUAGCAUGCUUGAAGACGGUAGAAAUCAUAGAUGGCAUUUUUAUAGCCUUCUUUACUGCAUAUUUAUGAUGCAAGAACAUAUUUCAUCACAUUUCUACUGUUGUGCCUUGUUAUAUUAAGUUUAAACAUUAACGUAUGUGAAUAAGAAUUGCCUGGUGAAUGAAUGAUCUUGUGGGAAAUUGACAAAGAUAUUGCCCCUAAUAAAGUGCUUUGAGGGAAUAUAAUUUAUGUAGUCAACCUGAAGGUUUGAAUAUGCUUUGGUUUAUUGGAGCAACACAUCUCUCUCCAAAAGUAUCAUGUGAUGUAUGACCUUGCAUAUUGUGCUGGAUCUGCUAAUAAAAAUUUCUGCUUGCUGCACCUAAUUGCGAAUUUGCAAUUUUAAUGUUGUUCUGCAGACUAAUUUUGACAUUUAUCAUGAUACUCUGUGCAGGACAAACCUCACUUAUUUCAGUUUGUUCCAAAUGAGAAACAGGUAAAGGAAGCCAACAAGCUUCUUAAGGCAAUCCCACAAGAUGGUGAAAGGAGAAAGGUUGAUGGUGUGCCUGUUUUUGGUGCUCGAAACUUGGAUAUUGCAAUAGCUACUACAGAAGGGAUUAAGUGGUAUACUCCAUACUUCUUUGAUAAAAACAUGCUGGAUAAUAUUCUUGAAGAAUCUGUUGAUCAGCAUUUCCAUGCUUUAAUUCAAACCCGACACAUGCAACGUCGACGUGAUGUGAUUGAUGAUAACUUGGCAGCUGAAGUGGUUGAAGAAAUUGGAGAUAGCAUGUGGGAGCCUCCAGAGGUUCAAGAUGUUUUGGAUGAGAUUGGUCAUCCUGCCAUACCCUUGAGUGUCAUUUCAAAGGCUGCUGAGAUUCAGCUUCUCAAUGCUGUUGACAAAGUACUCCUGGGUAACAGGUGGUUACGGAAAGCGUCUGGCAUUCAACCAAAAUUUCCUUAUAUGGUUGAUUCAUUUGAGAGAAGGAGUGCAGCCUCUUUUCUUAGAGCCUCUGAGUCAGCUGCAUGCCUUUCCAACACUGAAACGGAGAGCAGCACUUCAGAGCUCAAAUUAGUCGAUGAUGUUAAAGCUGACAAUGGACGGAGACAAGAUUUUGGAUUUCCUUUUGGAGAUUGGUUUAGUCAUCCAUGGUUGAAAGGAGAAGGGAAACCUAAACAGAGAAUGGAAAGCCCAUCAAAGGAAAGCAAAAAGCAAAACUUUCAAGCUAAUCCCUUUCUACCAAAGAUUACAAUGGUUGGCAUCUCAGCUGGAGAUGGACAGAUGAGCAAAUCUAGUUUGAAGAAGACUAUGGAAGAUCUGACAAGAGCGUUGGAGCGGACAGAUCAGGGAAAUACCACUGAUAGUGACAGUGAGGAGUUAAAAGUUGAAGAUAGAGAUCCACUAUUUGUUGCAAAUGUAGGUGAUUACCAUUCUGGCUUGGCAAAGACUGGUUCAGCACGAUGGGUUCGAGGAGGAAACAACUGAAAGAGACUCACUAAUGGCAAUGCUUAUUUGGCAAGAAUUUAUUUAUGACAGAUGUAAAGUUAGCAAUGCAUUUUUUUUGACCGUUCUCCUUUGAAGUCUAAGAAGGUAGAUGCGCCAUGUUGCAUUCACAAAGGCUGUAUGUAAAGAAAUUAGAUAAAGGGGUCUAGGUGAUCUAUUUGGUUGAGGUUUUAGAAUCCAUAUGGCUCAUAAGUUUGAAAGUUGAUUCCUUGUAUAACGGAAUAAGCAUUAUACGUUUUCCUCUGAGCUUUACCCUCAGCCUGCAUUGUAAAUAGGUGAAAGUCAAGAUUUUGUUAUGGUUUGCAGGUGUCUCAUGUAAAGCUUGGACCCUUUGUUUUGUGUUAAUUAUGGGAAUGCGUCUUUUUAUUGGGAACA
Theobroma umbraticum is the source of this 2098-nucleotide messenger RNA. RefSeq names its product Tic22-like family protein. NCBI's taxonomy places the organism in Eukaryota, Viridiplantae, Streptophyta, Magnoliopsida, Malvales, Malvaceae. The record is from RefSeq and is a predicted model, not a curated record.